AUGGCUUGGGGCUUUUGGAACAAACUUAAAAAAGGUUUCAUUAAAAUAGGAAACGGAAUUAAAAAGGGCUUGACAUGGGUGAAGGAUCAUAUAAUAAAACCAGUAGUUAAACCAUUAGUUAAUACAUUUGGUGGAGCUCUUGAUAAAGUAAAACCAGGAUUAGGGACAGCGCUUAACGCUGGCGUAAAUAUUGGCUCUGGUUUGGUUGAUGAUUGGAGUGGUUCAGGUGAUGGUUCAACUACUCGCAAAGCAAUGCAAGACGUUGGCUGUUGGGUUAAUCGUCGACUUAAUAAAUAA
Molecule: messenger RNA, 297 nt
Organism: Trichomonas vaginalis G3
Lineage: Eukaryota; Parabasalia; Trichomonadida; Trichomonadidae
Exons: 1
Coding region: 1-297 (98 amino acids)
Source: RefSeq, a predicted model, not a curated record